Emiliania huxleyi CCMP1516 is the source of this 1552-nucleotide messenger RNA. RefSeq lists its product as hypothetical. The transcript is spliced from 8 exons. Gene Ontology annotation, molecular function: glyoxylate reductase (NADPH) activity; NAD binding; hydroxypyruvate reductase [NAD(P)H] activity. NCBI's taxonomy places the organism in Eukaryota, Haptophyta, Isochrysidales, Noelaerhabdaceae. Bases 70 to 1215 code for a protein of 381 amino acids. The record is from RefSeq and is a predicted model, not a curated record. Gene Ontology annotation, cellular component: cytosol.
CAAACUGCAGCACCGCCGCGCUUCUGGGUCGACAUCAACGCCUGUCGGGUCAAGAACAAGAUUAUCUAGAUGAAAACAGCGCGUAUGGCACCUGCAGGCCUAGCGGCGACUGUGGCUGCUGCCGCCGCGGUGGCAGCCUACACGUGGCGCCGGCGCCAGCACGCCCGCCGCCGGCUCCGAGCCCACUGCUGGUGGGACGUGCCUCCUGGCCUACUCGCCGUGCUCGAGACCUCCGUCGACGUGUCCACCGUCGAGCUCACCGUCGGCGCCUCCGGCUGCCCGUCCGACGUUGAGGUUUGCGUCUUUCCCAACGCAGCCUGGGAGGCGCGCGUCGACGUGGAUGGGCUCGCCUCGCUGGCUUCGCUAGUCGCCAUUGUCGUCCCGUACGCCGGCAUCAUGCCGAAGCACCUCGAUCGCCUGAGGGCCAUCCUCGGGGGCCGACUGGGCAGCACCGGCGAAGGCGGCGUCGCUCUCCACAACCUUCACCACAAUGGCCCAAUCACGGCUGAGAUGGCCAUCGCCCUACUCCUCGCCGCCGCCAAGCGGCUGAUCCCGGCAGACAGGCGGAUACGACAGCACGACUGGCGGCCGCGCGGGCUUCCCUUUGCGGGCGCACAGGUGGAUCCUCCCGAGCCGAUGGUGAUGCUCGACGGGCGCACCGCCCUCGUCCUGGGGCUCGGUGGCGUCGGCAGCCGUGUCGCCGCCGUGUGCGCCGCCCUCGGCAUGGCCGUCCUCGCCACGAAGCGAAGCGCGCGGCUGGGCGGCGAGGGCGGAGGGUCGGGCAUCGAGGUGCACCCGCCCGGCGCGCUGCGCGAGCUGCUACCGCGCGCCGACGCGCUGCUCGUCUGCCUUCCGGGGACGGAAGAGACGCGCGGGCUUAUUGGCGCCGAGGAGCUCGCGCUGCUGCCGCGCCACGCCGUCGUUGUCAACCACGCCCUGUAUGCGGCGCUACGGGAGGGGCGGCUGCACGGCGCGGGGCUUGACGUCUGGUGGAGCUACCCGGCGACGUAUGAAGAGGCGCUGUGCACACCGCCCUCGGCCUUCCCGUACGGCGAGCUCGACCGCGUCGUGCUCUCGCCGCACCGCGGAGGAGGCAUCGGCGUCGCCGACCUCGAGCUCGCGCGAAUGCGGCGCAUCGGCGAGAUGCUCAGCGCCGCCGGCCGGGACGGCGUGGAGAGGAUGCCGCAUCGGUGGGACUUUGGGCUCGGGUACUGACCCCCUCGCCUGGCGAACAGGCCCAGGGCUGCACACACCUGGCACACACACAUACCUCACACGAGCGCGCACACACACACUCUCUGACGACGACCGCGCUUGGAAUGUUGGAAUACUCGCAUAUAGAGCACAAGAGCUCGCUCAUGAGCUCGCUCUACGACACGGCUCGUCUCUCAACUGCAUGUCCAACUUCAUGUCCAUGUGUCUCCGCUUUGCAUCGCCGGCCCAUAUGGCCAUGUCUGAUGUCUCGUGACAUGACGCGACGCGAACGCGCGAGCCACGAGGAGUCAUGGGAGACAGAGUGUGUAUAUGUGAGAGUGUGUGUCAUUCCCCACCA